This is a messenger RNA of Diaporthe amygdali, 543 nucleotides long. RefSeq lists its product as uncharacterized. NCBI's taxonomy places the organism in Eukaryota, Fungi, Ascomycota, Sordariomycetes, Diaporthales, Diaporthaceae. The coding region runs from base 1 to 543 and encodes 180 amino acids. The record is from RefSeq and is a predicted model, not a curated record. The transcript has 2 exons.
AUGGAAGACCAGGAUAUCGUGCUGUACGAGCGUUGGGGGUUUGCCCACAUUGCUCCGGAAGAGACUAGGCAGGACUCGCCUGUGAUCUCGCUUCCAAGACAGGUGAAAUGCGGUUGGCAGCCACCGCCAAGUUGGGCUUUUGAUGGUUGUUCAGCAAAGCUAAACGAGGCGCUGUGGCGGAAGUGCUUGGAGCAAAUCGAGGCCGACAUUUCCAGAGAGAAGAAAUCGCAGUCGCGUGACAAUAUGAAAGCCUGUCUUGGCUGGAUAAAGCUCUAUGGUUAUCCCUCAUCCCACUGCUUCAUGGUGUGGGCGGCGUGCGGGAUCGCAACAUGCACUACGCGGCGAGAGUUCUCGAGGUUCUGGGUAGCUCACGGCCAGUGCUCAGAGCGCACGAGCGUCUACGCCUUGGAAAUACACGACGACGGCACGAUCGUGAACUGGCGACUGAUUGUCCUGCCCAGGCUCCUUGCGUACCGGGAUAUAGAGAUACCGUCGCGGGUCUUCACAGCUGACGUGAAAGCGUAUGGUGGACAGGUUUGCUGA